Cuscuta campestris is the source of this 2897-nucleotide messenger RNA. Lineage: Eukaryota; Viridiplantae; Streptophyta; Magnoliopsida; Solanales; Convolvulaceae. The record is from the annotation of a GenBank genome assembly.
CGAGUGUUCAAAUUUUUGAACUGAGAUGGAAAGCUCCGAAACCCUCUGCAAAGAAGGCAGAAUCUUCAUUUCCCAUGCCUUUUUUCCCUUCGAAACCGAUUCCCCAUGUCUUUGAAAGCCUUCAAGGAGGCCUUAAAACCCUGCAAGAAUCGAUCCUCCUCGUCUUCAUCUACUCUCUCACAAACUCCCUCGAUUUGCACUCAGUUCGAUUCAUCCACUGUAAACCCUAGAAAGCCCCCCAAAUCUUCUCUUUCCCGUCAGUUUCUUCGCUUUGAAGAUUCAAUUUCCUGCUCAUCCCUGACCCAAUCACGAAGACACCAAAGUCCUACCCAUUUCAGUGUCAAAGUCAAAGAUGAGAAAGAAGAAGAACAAGGGGCGGGAGAAGAGGAGCCCAUUGUAUUUGGGAAGUCAAAGUCGGAGGCUUUUCUUCUUGACCACACAGGGCCGUAUGAGCCUUUGGUUCUGUCUCCACAGGGCGAAACACCAUUGAUACAGGUACCAGCAUCUAUAAAUUGUAGACUUCUGGAGCAUCAAAGAGGAGGAGUACAGUUUCUGUAUGGUUUAUACCGUAACAACUAUGGAGGUGUUCUAGGAGAUGACAUGGGAUUAGGGAAGACAAUCCAAACCAUUGCUUUCUUAGCAGCUGUGUAUGGAAAAGAUGCAGACUCCAUUGGUUCAACCUCAUUGACAGGAGGGGAUCUUAAAAAGAAGGGCCCCGUACUAGUCAUCUGUCCAACUUCCGUAAUUCAUAACUGGGAGAAUGAGUUCUCCAAAUGGUCUACUUUUAGUGUAUUUGUUCAUCAUGGACCAAACCGUGAGUUGAUAUUAGACAAACUAAAAACGUAUGGAGUUGAGAUAAUAAUUACCAGCUACGAUACAUACAGAAUCCAUGGAAGCGUUUUAUCAGAUGUCCAGUGGGAGAUUGUGGUUAUUGAUGAGGCGCACCGGCUUAAGAAUGACAAAUCUAAACUCUAUCAAGCAUGUUUAGAGAUUAAAACUAAGAAACGUUACGGUCUGACUGGAACCAUAAUGCAGAAUAAAAUCAUGGAGCUGUUCAAUCUGUUUGACUGGGUGGUACCUGGCUGUUUGGGCACACGUGAGCACUUCAGGGAGUUCUACGAGGACCCACUUAAGCAUGGCCAGAGAUCAACUGCUUCAAACAGACUUGUUCAAGUUGCUGAAGAAAGAAAACAGCACUUAGUGUCGGUUUUGCACAAGUAUUUGUUGAGAAGGACAAAGGAGGAGACAAUUAGACAUCUUAUGCUCGGAAAAGAAGACAAUGUUGUGUUUUGUGCAAUGAGUGCAAUUCAAAAGCGUGUUUACCAGCGUAUGUUACAGCUACCUGAUGUCGAAUGCCUUAUCAAUAAGGAUCUCCCCUGUAGUUGUGGAAGCCCUCUGAAACAGGUCGAAUGUUGCAAAAGGACUGUUAGGGAUGGCAUUAUCUGGCCAUACCUUCACAGAGACAAUCCAGAUGGUUGUGAUUCCUGCCCUUUUUGCAUUGUGCUUCCUUGCCUUGUCAAGCUCCAGCAGAUAAGCAAUCACUUAGAACUCAUCAAACCUAAUCCAAGGGACGAUCCUGACAAGCAAAGAAAAGAUGCAGAAUUUGCUGCUGCUGUAUUUGGCCCUGAUAGUGAUUUGAUUGGGGGAAAUACUCAGAGUGAGAGUUUUAUGGGUCUGAGUGAUGUCAAGCAUUGUGGGAAAAUGAGAGCUUUGGAGAAGCUUUUGUUCACUUGGAUUUCACAGGGUGACAAGAUUCUUCUUUUCAGUUAUUCUGUGAGGAUGCUGGAUAUACUCGAAAAAUUUCUUAUACGCAAAGGGUAUUGUUUUUCGAGACUCGAUGGCUCUACUCCAACUAGCUUGCGUCAAUCUCUUGUAGACGACUUCAACUCCAGCCCAAGCAAACAGGUGUUUCUCAUAUCAACAAGAGCUGGUGGCCUUGGACUCAACCUUGUCAGUGCAAACCGUGUAGUGAUUUUUGAUCCAAACUGGAAUCCUGCUCAGGAUUUGCAAGCCCAAGACAGAUCAUUUCGGUUUGGGCAGAAGAGGCAUGUCAUUGUUUUUCGUCUUCUUGCUGCUGGUUCUCUUGAAGAGCUUAUUUACUCUAGGCAGAUAUACAAACAACAGCUAUCUAAUAUUGCUAUUUCUGGAUCCACUGAGAAGCGAUACUUUGAAGGUGUGCAGGAUUGCAAAGAGUAUCAAGGGGAGCUAUUUGGAAUCUGCAAUCUUUUCCGGGAUUUGUCUGAUCAGCUUUUUACAAGUGAUAUCAUUGAAUUGCACGGGACUAAAGGCAACGAAGAUGGUGGAAGUUUUAAACAGGGUUCAAAUGACCGUGAGGGGCAUGCUAUCCCCAAUCAAGAAACUAUUGGACUUGAGGGGAAAAAUGCAACAUUUAAGCUUCAAGACCUUGGUGUUGUUUAUGCUCAUCGCAAUGAAGAUGUUGUUAACCUCCGAAAUGUGGGAAUCCCAAUUAAUGGGGAGCAUCUGAACCAAACCACGCAACAGAUGGAUUUUCCAGUAAUUGGGAGACGAAAAUCUGAUGCGAUGAACGCGAAAGAGGAGGAAGAAGAUCAUGAUAAGGUGAAGAUGCGUAAGAGAAGGCAGUUCACACGUAUCGCCCAGUUCAUGGGUAUGGAAGAUAAGCAAUUUAGCAAAUGGAUACUGUCUGCAACUCCAGCAGAAAGGGAAAUGGUGCUCCAAGAUUAUGGGAAGAGAAAGAAGAGUUCUGAGAUUUCUCUACUUUGUGGCAUGAAAUAGUCUGUGUGAUGUAUAAUGUAUGUUUAGUUAGUUGGUCACAGUUAUAGUUAGCCGGAUGGUUCAUAGUUUAGGAAAGCAAUAAACACCAUAUAUAAUGCAAAUAUAACUAAAAUGGUUUUACAGAAUAAUAAUUUGGUUACCAU